Messenger RNA from Oryza sativa Japonica Group (Japanese rice), 1503 nucleotides. The record is from RefSeq and is a predicted model, not a curated record. NCBI's taxonomy places the organism in Eukaryota, Viridiplantae, Streptophyta, Magnoliopsida, Poales, Poaceae.
UCCAGUGAGAGUCUAACCAAAACCACCGUCGUCCGUCCUCUUCCCCUUCGUCUCCUCCGCCGCCGCGAACCCGAUCUCGAUCCCCUCCCAUGGCGGCCGCCCUCUCCUCCUCCCGGAGGGCCCUCCACGCCCUCCACCGCCGCCUCCUCCUCCACCCCCUCCCCUCCCGCCACGCUCCCCCCAUCCCCCGCCACCACUUCCCCUCUCCUCCCUCCUCCUCCUCCUCCUCCUCCCGCUUCUUCACCACCACGCGCCCCGACGCGAGGCUACUACAGCUGCAUGCGCGGCGGCUCGUGGUGGGCGGGGCAAGGUCGUUCGCGGCGGGCGUCGGCGGCGGGGGGUCGUCGAAGCUGGCGCCGCUGGGGCAGGGGGUGAAGGGGCUGGGGCUGGGGCGGCCGCUGGACGCGGCCAAGAACGCGGCGGCGAGGUACCGGGAGGCCGUGGGGCUGCAGGUGGAGGCGUUCUGGAGGCGCAACUACAUGCUGCUCGUCGGCGCCGGGGCGGUCGUCGUCUGCAUCGCGCUGUGGAGGGUCAUGUUCGGCAUCGCCAGCACCUUCGUCGGGCUCUCCGAGGGCAUGGCCAAGUACGGCUUCCUCGCCCUCGCCACCGCCAUGGUGGCGUUCGCCGGCAUGUACACACGCUCAAGAUUCACCAUAAAUCCUGAUAAGGUUUAUAGAAUAGCAAUGACAAAGCUCAACACAUCUGCUGCAAUCCUUGAAGUCAUGGGUGCACCCUUAGCCGGUACUGAUGUCAGAGCAUAUGUCAUGUCUGGAGGGGGGCCUAAACUCAAGGACUUCAAAUUUAGGCUUGGUGGCAAAAGGUGCUUUCUGAUCUUCCCCAUUAAAGGAUCAGAAAGAAAAGGCCUUGUAAGUGUUGAGGUCAAGAAGAAAAAGGGACAGUACGACAUGAAGCUACUCGCUGUUGACAUACCAAUGGCGUCAGGACCUGAUCAGCGGUUAUUCCUUGUCGGUGACGAGCAGGAGUACAAGGUGGGUGGGGGUUUGAUAUCUGAGCUGCGGGACCCUAUAGUAAAAGCUAUGGCUGCAGAGAAGGAGUUUGAUUAUCUUGAUGAAAGAGAGGAUGCGGAGGAUGAAGCGAGGGAGCGUGAGGAGGCUGAGCGAAGACAACAGGAAGAGGAAGCUGAAGCAUUGAGGCGUGAGGAGGAAAGAUUACGUGAGGAGUACGAAGAAAGGAAGCGGCAAGAAGCUGAGAACCUGGAGAAAACCACUUGACACAAUUAACCGCAUCGAUUUUUUCGUGUUGUGCAUUUUGUUCUUCCCCAACACUCCACACUAAGUAGCAACCAACGUUUCAACAGCGACAAAUGAUUGCAUCUGAGUUUCAGAGAGGCAAUUUGACUUCACCAUGCACAGCGUGUGAAGAAAGUAAUAAUUCUUUUUGCUGCUCCACAACGGAUUUACUCUGGAGCUCGCUGUAACUCACAGGUUGCUUCAUCGGGCCCUUUUGCAGUUCUGUUGCCGAUCUGUGGUGCUAGCUUCUCAA